Striga hermonthica is the source of this 259-nucleotide messenger RNA. The record is from the annotation of a GenBank genome assembly. Lineage: Eukaryota; Viridiplantae; Streptophyta; Magnoliopsida; Lamiales; Orobanchaceae.
CAAAGUAAGACUCAAUUCAGGGGACUUCCCCAAGGAUACCCCAAUGAUCCUGAAGUUCGAGUAGCCCGAAAACAGUAUGCUACCGAGGUGAAGUCUGGUUAUCAAACCGUAUAUUCCGCUGGAGCAGCCACCAUAUAUGAAGAGAUGAAAGGGAAGGACAUUUUACCAGAUCCCAAACCACUUCGAAUGCCCGAAGAAAAACUGGACAAGUCCCGGUAUUGUGAUUAUCCUAAAUCGCUAGGGCACAACACGGACGAAU